CCUUCCACUACUCGAUAAGCACCACAGUCUUCUUGUUUGGCUCAAACACAUAGACAAAUCAGGUUCUUCUCCAUCCAUCAGGAAAGAGGAGCAUGAAGAAGAAGAUAGUGAUCAAAGUGCAGAUGAAGUGCGACAGGUGCCGCGUCAAAGCCAUGCAGGUUGUUGCUGCAGCAGGCGCUGAUUCAGUUGCGGUGGAAGGGGAGGAGAAGGAUCAACUGGUGGUGGUGGGAGAUUGCGUGGAUCCUGCAAACUUAACAACCACCCUGAGGAAGAAAGUAGGCCAUGCAUGCAUAGUCAAGGUGGAGGAAGCGAAGAAGAAGGAAUCAGUGGCGUGGUGCUGCCCCGGUUACCCUCUACGUCAUAAGGUGGAGGCAGCGAAAGAAUCUGCGAGGUGGUGCUACCCUCCAUGUCAAAAGGUGGUGAUGUAUGAUCAUGAAAUCUAUGCCUCCGACCCUGGUGGUUGUUCCAUCUUGUAAACGAUGGAUCAUUAGGUUCCAGAAACUUUGGAUGUUUGGAUUAAUGAUAUCUUGGUAUUGUUAUUCUUCCUCUGAA
Molecule: messenger RNA, 552 nt
Organism: Musa acuminata AAA Group (dessert banana)
Lineage: Eukaryota; Viridiplantae; Streptophyta; Magnoliopsida; Zingiberales; Musaceae
Product: heavy metal-associated isoprenylated plant protein 47-like
Exons: 3
Coding region: 93-476 (127 amino acids)
Source: RefSeq, a predicted model, not a curated record